Molecule: messenger RNA, 1377 nt
Organism: Morus notabilis
Lineage: Eukaryota; Viridiplantae; Streptophyta; Magnoliopsida; Rosales; Moraceae
Product: UDP-URONIC ACID TRANSPORTER 1
Exons: 4
Coding region: 80-1003 (307 amino acids)
Cellular component (GO): Golgi apparatus
Molecular function (GO): antiporter activity
Source: RefSeq, a predicted model, not a curated record
UUAGCCCAUUUUCCAUUGAAGCUCAAAUGCGAGCUUCGUUUGACAAACAAACACCACGACCAUAACGACAACAACAACAAUGCCUCUAAGCAAGGACGCCAUUUUCAUUUCCUCUCUUGUGAUCCUCUGGUACUCCUCCAACAUUGGCGUUCUUCUCCUCAACAAGUUCUUGCUCUCCAACUAUGGCUUCCGAUUCCCAAUCUUCCUCACAAUGUGUCACAUGUCGGCCUGUGCCAUCCUCAGCUACUUCUCCAUCGUCUUCCUCAAGGUCGUCCCUCUCCAAACGCUGAAAUCGAAGCCUCAGCUCCUCAAGAUCGCCACUCUCAGCCUCGUAUUCUGCGCCUCCGUCGUCGGCGGCAACAUCUCACUCCGAUACCUCGCCGUCUCCUUCAACCAGGCCGUCGGCGCCACCACGCCCUUCUUCACCGCGCUCUUCGCUUACCUCGUCACCUUCAAGAGAGAGGCCUGGCUUACCUACGCCGCCCUCGUCCCCGUCGUCGCCGGCGUUGUCAUCGCCAGCGGAGGUGAACCGGGUUUUCACUUGUUUGGCUUCAUUAUGUGCCUAAGUGCAACUGCUGCAAGGGCCUUUAAGUCUGUUCUUCAGGGCAUCCUGCUUUCUUCUGAAGGGGAAAAGUUAAACUCAAUGAAUUUGUUGCUCUAUAUGUCCCCAAUCGCUGUGCUAGUAUUACUGCCUGCAUCACUUGUAAUGGAGCCAAACGUCAUGGAAGUUACAUUAGAGCUCGGAAGAGAGCAUAGAUUCAUGUGGUUACUUCUUUUUGUCAAUUCAGUACUGGCUUAUUCGGCUAAUUUGUCAAAUUUCUUGGUCACUAAACAUACUAGUGCACUAACACUCCAGGUGUUAGGCAAUGCAAAAGGUGCUGUGGCUGUUGUGAUCUCUAUACUUCUGUUCAGAAAUCCGGUCACCGUCAUGGGCAUCGGCGGGUACACAGUUACCGUAAUGGGGGUUCUGGCAUAUGGGGAAGCAAAGCGGAGGUUUAGAUAAGUAACUCCCUGCAUUAACCAUAUUUAAGUAUGGUUUAUUUCGACUGAGAAUUUUCUUUAACGAGGCAUUGACUUUAAGCUCCAACUAGAUUCUUGGUGGAUAUCAUUUUGUUGCAUGCAAGGAGAGAGGGAGAGAGAGAGAGAGAGAGAGAGAGAGAGAGAGUAUUAUUUUAGUUUAGUUUUGUAUUUAUCAUAUUAUAGUUAUUAUCCGAUUCCCACUUCCCAUGAUCCUAAGCAGUUCCUUGUCCUUGCCAUUGUUAUCCUAUAGAAAUUGUUGUUUGUAACUCUUAUAGGUACCGUCUUUAUUGGCAGAUUAUAUCAUUGUUGCGAACUCAAUUCCCAUUAAUAAAUUAUGGCUGCUAGUUGCUACCAAUA